Phaeodactylum tricornutum CCAP 1055/1 is the source of this 3727-nucleotide messenger RNA. RefSeq lists its product with no specific name. The transcript is spliced from 2 exons. Lineage: Eukaryota; Bacillariophyta; Bacillariophyceae; Surirellales; Neidiaceae. Bases 1 to 3150 code for a protein of 1049 amino acids. The record is from RefSeq and is a predicted model, not a curated record.
AUGACGGAUCCGCUCUUACCCGUUUCGGUACACCAUGCAUGGUCCGCAGAAGCCGUCAACGCCACGACGAUGGUCCCGUCGCCGUCAGUCUCUCGUCAAGCCCGUCCGGAGGGAACUGCCUUGUCUACCCCUCUUCUACACACCCGUACUACGGAUGGAGUCGCCAACGACAAAAUGGAACGACGACGCAAACGUCAACGACUCCGAAAGUAUUGUCGUCGACGUGGAGCGAAUAAUCUUUCCUUUGUCGAAUUGCUGGCCUUGGAUUGGACCGUCAGUGACGACGAUGACAGUGACGACAAUGAAACGUCGCAACACGUGCCAGCCCAAGAACGUCCAGUGGAAGAUGAUGAUGUGCCUAUUCUGGAACGAGUCGUUUUGGAUGUCGACGUCGAAUUGGGUUUCCCCCCGCUCGUCGAUACGGUGGGUAGUAGCGAGGAUUGGCCCCACCAGUACUCUCCGGAACGCGUCGUUUCCUACCGCCGACACAACGCGACUCCCACAACGCGGCUGUUUCCGGACGGAGCCGUGAGCAAUCCCGCAACUGGUCGAUCGCUACGACCGCGGGCUUCCCCGUUGUCGGUUCCAACACGACUCGUCGUGGAAGUCACACCACAGGACGAAGGGUACUACGAAGGCGUCGUGUCUCCCAUGACUAUGCCCGACGACGAACUAUACCUGUCACCCUUGCAUAUUUGGCUCCGUCAGAAUCUAGAAUUCUUUUCCGCCAUUCCUGCGGAUACGCACUCCGGACAAGGCGGACGCCGUGUCCCUAUUGUCCGGGGUAAGGUAGGGAUCCGUUGUCUCCACUGCGCCCAGGCAAUGAUGGAAUCCGCCGCGUCCACAUCCACCACCUCAUCCGACCCGGUUGUGGCGUUCGGUGACCCAAACCGUGCCAAAAAAACCUACGGAACAAUCUCGUACACGACAUCUUGGCCAUCCGGCGCCACGUCCUACCCACCAACCUUGGCCGUCCUACACUCGACCUGUGCACCCAAAACAACCCAACACUUUAGUACGUGUCCGAAUCUGCCGUCGGAUCGACGCGGUCAACUCGACGCCUUGACGCGAGAGGGAUCGGCCGCGCGCGGUCCCCGGGCAUCCGCGACGUUGAGUACCGGCGAGGGCCACGGCACCACCAACCUGUCGGCGUCGCUGUACUACACCAUCGCCGCCAAACAAUUGGGGAUUAUAGAAGUGAAAGAUCAAGGACUCCGCUUCGGCCGGGAUUUAGCGCUGGGGCCGUUGCCCUUGGAACCUAUUCGUGGCCAAGUCGAAGCGGAGCAGCACAAACACGAGGCCGCCAAUAACGCCGCUUCCCUGCAACCGCGGAUCGUAGCCGACGAAGAAUCCGAACGCGUCUUGGCCGAAGCCGUGGCCGAACCGGACCAGCCGAACAAAUAUUUCGCGCGGAGCAACGAUAAGGCCCUCGUUUCGGACUAUAUCUUCUUGACGAUCCGGCAAAUGGCUGUUUGUCACGCCGUGCCGUCGGAUUUUUCGUCGCGUGGCAAGCGCACCAAGUCGAUGCGUAUUGGUCUUACCGGAUUUUGUUGUCGACAUUGCCAAAGUCCACGCCAGGGUGCGGGCCCGGACUACUCCUGCCGCUCCUUCACUUCGGCACCCGACAACUUGUCCUCCUCCAUCUCUCAUUCCUUCACAGCCCAUUUGCUCAAGUGUGCCAAGGUUCCGCGACGGAUUCAAACCGCGUUGAUGGCCUACAAACGACUGCACCAUCGACAAAUGGCCCAGCUACCGUACGGAUCUCAGCGUCGACUCUUUCACGACCUGUGGACGAGGUUACGGGCGCUCGACAAGGAUCCUAGCGAAAUGACGGAAGAAAUGGAGGCGAUGAACAUUCCCGAACACGUGCCGUCGUUCCUUUCGAGACAAGCGAGUCCGGCAGAGGAUCGUUCCUUGAUUACAGAUUUUAUCUUUUUGAUCGUGCGUCAGUUGAAGUUGGCCAUUCCGAACGAAAGUGAUCUAGCCCGUGUUCGCCGGUACACACCCGGAACAUUGGGGCUCUGUUGUCUGCAUUGUAAAGACCAGGAUUCAUCCGUUACGCCUUCGGGUCGAACCUUCCCAUCGGCUCCCGACAAUUUUGCCUCCGCGCUCAACACGUCCAUGUACAGUCACAUGAAAGCGUGUCCGUACGUCCCGGAUGAUCUGAAACGUGCGUUGGUGGCGACGCGCAAAGUGCAUUCCUCACAGUGUGCCAGUCUCAGAUUUGGUUCGCAACGUCAAUUUUUUAAAACUUUGUUUGCCCGAUUGAAUCCUGGAACUAACGGUUCGGUGCCCACUGCCGUAAGGAAUGCUUCCUUAUCACCACCCGCCAGCACGACCAAUGGAGGGCCAACCACGACAGACGAGGGGCUGCGUACGCUGGGUUUUAUCGGGAUGAUCGAUACCUUCCUUUGUCGACAUUGCCGUGCGGUGCCUUUUCCCUUUAGGGCUCCGCAUUCCAUAGUGAGCGCCCGUAGGAAAGAUACCUUGCGAUUGGCGCAACUUCAUGCGCAAGCCUGCCACCAGACAAAGUGGGACUGGAAUCUAAUGAAACAAGUGUUUUGGCAGGCACUGAAAGGCAUGGGAUUACCUCGCGAUAGCGUCGAGACUAAAGAAUUUGCGGCUUGGGUACGCUCUUUGAGUGGCUCGAAUGAGUCCUUCGGGGCGUCUAUUGUGGCCAAUCUUCGUGGACGGGCGUUGGAAGAAUCGGAUGUGUCUACGCGUGGGUCGGGUGUUGUUUCCACGGAUGUGGUCGACGUUGCUCAAGUAGAAAAGCUGUUUCAUGAUUUUGUCACGGCAUCGGGUAGCUCGAACGUGUCCUCUAGACUACGGCUGCAUCCAGCUUUGAUGGAUUUCAUACUUUUGGCGUUUCCAACAUUCAAUCCGGACAAACUCUUGCCUUUGGAGGAGACAGGCACCAUGCCGGCAACGAUUGAGAGUCAGUCGGAAACAGCUCUGGAGCACCGGCCUCCAAAAGCAUCGCCGCGUCCCCACGUUACAGCAUCGGCGCUGGAGACCGACGAGCCGUUGGACAAAGACGACUUGGGUUUAGGUACAACAGUCGCCAGUAAUGAGCCCAAUUCUCCCGUGGCGCCCAAACGGUUUGAACACGGACUUUUGGCGGCACCACCGGGCACCCCGACGCCGUAGAGAAUUUUUUUCUUUAAGAAUGGUGGAGAUAGGCACCAGCUGUUGCGGAUUCUCUUCGCAACCUCCCCGAGCUCUAUUUCUAUUCAUAGGUGUCUUGUGACAAUUCCCAAAAAACGAUGUAUUCACGCAUCUCUUAACAAGAAGGCUGGGUGGUACGGAGACAAAAUCUUGGAUUUUUCGCUGCAAGCUCUAGUAAGAACAAGGUAUCCAGAAGUUCCAGGUACAGGCGUCCACGAGACUAGACGCUGUCGUAGUAUUCCACCAUGUCCAUUAGCAGGAACAUGAACUUGGAAAGGGUACGAGACCAAUAGGCUAGUCCUCGCGUGAACACAUUUGUAUCAAUCCUAGUAGUGCUAGGCUAUGGCGGUUGGAGUGCGCCAAGGAGAACACUUACAGUUAGUGCCUCAACCACAACUUCUUUUGCCGCAACGUCCCGUGCGUACAAAAAUAUCCAGCGUUGCUCCAGCAGCGAGUGAUGGUCGGCAGCUUGUGAGUGGAGUACUCGUUGAGAAGGUUCACCGUGUGGUAUGAUACCGUUUCACAGUCAGUAUUGGACUUCACUGUCAGUCCAUUGGUU